GCGGCGGCGGCGGCGACUUGCUCCGGGCCGGGCCGGGCCGGACCGCGCAGGGCCAUGGCCGAGGCGGCCGCGGCUCCGAUUUCUCCGUGGACAAUGGCAGCCACGAUCCAGGCCAUGGAGAGGAAGAUCGAAUCGCAAGCAGCUCGCCUGCUGUCCCUGGAAGGCCGGACUGGGAUGGCUGAGAAGAAGCUGGCAGACUGCGAGAAGACAGCAGCUGAGUUUGGAAACCAGCUGGAGGGCAAGUGGGCUGUGCUGGGGACGCUGGUACAGGAGUACGGGCUGUUACAGCGGCGCCUGGAGAACAUGGAAAACCUGCUGCGGAACCGCAACUUCUGGAUCUUGCGGCUGCCCCCCGGCAGCAAGGGAGAGACCCCCAAGGUGCCCGUGACCUUUGAUGAUGUGGCCGUGUAUUUCUCCGAGCAGGAGUGGGGCAAGCUGGACGCUUGGCAGAAGGAGCUGUACAAGCACGUGAUGCGGGGCAACUACGAGACGCUGGUGUCCCUGGACUACGCCAUCUCCAAGCCUGAGGUCCUUUCCCAGAUUGAACAAGGCAAGGAACCGUGUGGCUGGCGCCGCGGGGCCCCCAAGAUCCCAGAUGUGCCUGUGGACCCAAGUCCAGGCACAGGACCUCCCGUGCCUGCCCCUGACCUCCUCAUGCAGAUCAAGCAGGAGGGUGAGAUGCAGCUGCAGGAGCAGCAGGCUCUCGGAGUGGAGGCCUGGGCCACAGGGCAGCCUGACAUCGGGGAGGAACCAUGGGGCCUCAGCCAGCUCGACUCUGGAGCAACGGACGUGUCUACUGAUGCCACAUCAGGUGUCCAUUCCAACUUCUCCACCACCAUCCCACCCUCAUCGUGGCAUGCAGAUCUGCCCCCACACCACCCGUCCUCUGCCUGCUCUGAUGGCGCCCUGAAGCUCAGCACCGCUGCGGCUUCCACAGAAGAUGUGAAAAUUGUGAUCAAAACUGAAGUCCAAGAAGAGGAGGUGGUGGCCACGCCUGUGCAUCCUACUGACCUCGAGGCCCACGGGACCCUCUUUGGACCAGGCCAGGCCGCCCGCAUUUUCCCCAGCCCUAUCCAGGAAGGAGCCUGGGAGAGCCAGGGCAGCUCCUUCCCUGGCCAGGACCCGGUCCUGGGGCUUCGGGAGCCAACCCGGCCUGAGAGGGACAUGGGGGAGAUGAGUCCCGCAGUGGCUCAUGAGGACGCUCCUCCCGGGGACUGGCUCUUUGGGGGUGUCCGGUGGGGCUGGAAUUUCCGGUGCAAACCCCCCGUGGGCCUGAACCCCCGGCCAGGACCUGAGGGUCUACCCUACCCCUCUGCGGACAGCGGGGAGGUGGUGCUAGACCCCAGCCAGGUGGCUAUCAGGCCCUUCACUGAUCCCUGCAAGUACCCUGGCCGGACAAAGGGCUUCGGCCACAAGCCGGGCAUGAAGAAGCACCCGCCGGCGCCACCCGGGGCUCGGCCCUUCACCUGUGCUGCGUGCGGAAAGAGUUUCCAGCUGCAGGUCAGCCUGAGUGCGCACCAGCGCAGCUGUGGGCAGGGCCAGGGGGCAGCCGAUGGGGCUGCAGGGGCAGCGGGCGGAGGCACGGCCGGGGGUGGCAGCAGCAGCGGGGGCAGUGGCAGUGGCAGCUCACGGCACAGCAGUGGCCUGCGCUGCGGGGAAUGCGGGCGCUGCUUCACGCGGCCAGCCCACCUCAUCCGCCACCGCAUGCUGCACACUGGCGAGCGGCCCUUCCCCUGCACUGAGUGCGAGAAGCGCUUCACCGAGCGCUCCAAGCUCAUCGACCACUACAGGACGCACACAGGCGUGCGGCCCUUCGCCUGUACCGUGUGCGGCAAGAGCUUCAUCCGCAAGGACCAUCUGCGCAAGCACCAGCGCAACCAUGCGGGCGGUGCCAAGGGCCCUGCUCGACCGCCACCCGCGCCCCUGCCUCCCGCACCCCCCGACCCCUUUAAGAGCCCACCAGCCAAAGGACCCCUGUCCGCCACAGACCUGGUGACUGACUGGACUUGUGGCCUGAGUGUCCUAGGACCCACCGACGCCGGGGACCUGUGACCAUGAGCUGCCCCAUGGCUGCAGUUGUAAAAAAGAUAAAUUUCCUUUCCCUGGAAGUUUGGAGGGUGGGCGUCAGAAGGCAGGAAAGGAGCCACGGAUCCAGGACCCCUCCCACCCCACCCCCGCUGGAACCGGUCACUGGAAAGAAGCACCUAGGCAGGCCAGCGGCCCCCCCCCCCCCAACACCGAGUCCAGUUUGUGAAUUCUGGACUGAGCCGGGUAGCGGUUUCAGUAAUUUAAUUAUGACAACACCUUCUUUUUCUUUCUUUUUUGUGUCUUGUGGGGGGUUGUGGUGGUUGUUGUUGGUUUUUGUUUUGGAUUUUUGUUUUGUUUUUAAACUCUUGCAGAAGAGAGCUGGAGAAGAAUAGUCACCCCCUGUUUUAAACUCUUGUAGUUACUUUUGGUUUGGGAGCCUGCGCUGGGGAGCUGGGCUCGCUGGCAGGGGGACCCUGGCUAGCUGGGGCCAUCAAUGAGGUGACCCUGGUAGACCCCCAUAACUCAGUGGGUGGGAGGGAUCCUUCUCUGGAAAUUAAGGGAAUUGAGUCCCGGCCAUGCAUAGCCCCCACCUGUCCCAAGCCAGCCGGGGUGGACCUCCAGCCUCCUCCUCUCCAGAGGGAGAAAAACUGGAGAGUGGGCAAGCCCCGGGCCCUCCAGAAAGUUGACCUCAGAGAGGCAGCUUACCACUGCCGUUUCCCAGGCAAUCCAUGUCCCCUGAGAGUAGCACGUGGUACAGAUGCCAUUUGGGCAGAGCCAGGAACCAGCCCUCCAGCCCCCCCAGUGAGAUAGAUGCCUCUUGUCCUUGUGUGUAGUGUAUUUUCCUUGUCAAAAAUUUUGUGAGUCUCAUAACGGGGAGGAGGGCUGUGAUCUUAGAGGCACAUUCAGGACAAGGAUUUUCCCAGAUAAUGCUGAGGGAAAGGCAUUAUGACAGUUCCCAUUCAGCCUCCAGCCAAGGGUGUGGGGCAAGAGCAAUCACCUGGCCUUCCCAGGGUUCUGUGUUUGGGGGAGCCAGGCUGUUGGCUUUUGCCAUCUUGAAAGAUUUGGCAGGCCUCAAGCUCUGACUGGCCUCUGGCAUGUGGGGUGCCCCCAACUACUGCCGCCCCAGAACUCUGAGGCAGGCCUGAGAAGCUGGUAACUCUGAGAUGGGCCUGAGUAACCCAACUCAACCACAGAAAUCUCGGCGUCAUUGGUUCCCUUCUGUAAAUGGUUGCCCUGUGUUUCCAAGGUGAGGGGACCCCUACACACAAACACCCACACAUACAUGCACAUCACACACUGGCUUCCCUCUUAACCAUUCCCUCACAUACUUUUAUUAGGCAAUAGACUAGUUAAGAGAAUUGUUUCUAUGUACUGUAUAUUUUGUACCUGUUUACACUUCUAAUAUUGAUAUAACUGAUAUUUUGAAAAAAACAAAUGAAGAGGGAAUGUCUGUUAAAAUAAAACCUAACCAGCACCA
Suncus etruscus (white-toothed pygmy shrew) is the source of this 3505-nucleotide messenger RNA. RefSeq names its product zinc finger protein 746 (gene ZNF746). The record is from RefSeq and is a predicted model, not a curated record. Lineage: Eukaryota; Metazoa; Chordata; Mammalia; Eulipotyphla; Soricidae. The transcript is spliced from 7 exons. Bases 55 to 2052 code for a protein of 665 amino acids. Gene Ontology annotation, biological process: regulation of DNA-templated transcription.